CUCUCGAAUGCUGUUCGUAAGUAAGGACUCUCAGGUUGGGUCUUUCCCUCCACUUCGUCUGCCUUGUGAAUGUAACAUCCAUCUCGUUUACUUUUCCCAUCGUCUAGUUGGUGCCAGUCCCCAGGAAGGAAUGAGCAUGCUGCCACACUGUAACCUAGUAGUGGAGAGCUGGAGGAGGGGAAAAUCAAGGGUCAUAGGUCACCAGUGCCAGACUGGGCUACAUGAGAGCUUGUCACACACAUACACACUUUAGAGAAAGCCUCCCAAAGUUUAUAGAGACUUGUCAGGGAUGGGCAGGAAGACAAGGGUGGGAGGAAGGCUGUAUGCAUGAGUCAAGGCAACAUGGGUUAGAGAAGAUGCCACCCCUGAAUGGAAGCAGGUGACCACACUGCAAAGGGAAACCCCACCCAGGGAGACAAGGCUCACUCUCGUGUGUCCCCCGGGAGGCACCCAGUCCCUCCACUGAGGGCAGGGCCACCAGACUCCUACACUAAUUUAUGCCUUUGUUUUUCAGCUGAGGGAUCCAACGCUGUAAUACCUGUGGACAUAUGUUGUCAACCAGCACUGAAGCCUAGCUGUUGUCAACAGCUAGCAAUCAAACCUAGCUGUUGUCAGCCUUGUCAGCCUUGUCAGCCUUGUCAGCCUUAUCAACCUUGUCAGCCUUCUCCGCCAGACACCUUGCCCUUAUUAAUUACACAGAGAACUUCAAUGAAAAAGCCAUCAGGUAAAUGCUGUAUCCUCUCACCCCUUUGGCUGUCUUUCCCAGCAUGCUAGACUUUGAGUCUCUUUAGUUUUAUUCUGAGCAGCUCUAAAGUCUCUGGCAAAUAACAGACCCUACAGACAACAAGUCAGACAGUGAGCCACCUGCCUGAGGGUGGCUUGAAGUCAGGUAUUUUCCUUUUGAACAUUUUAAAUCGGGUUAUUUUGCUUAUGACUUAUUCACAAUGGCAGAAGAGUGGUUCUGUUGAUGGGCUACUGUGUAUAGCUUGUUGUAUCUAUAUGAUGUCACCACAGCAAACUAGUCAGCACCCUCAUUCUCUACACUACCCCCUUUCUUCGUUCAGUACUUGUCAGUCAUCCUCUGUUAACCCCUUCUACAACAUGGACUGCUUUGUCAGGAACUACCGGCCCUCAUUACAGCAGGCCGGAAAGUAUCCCUGCUGUUUUGAACAGUUUUCACAAACUGUCACCUGUGGAAAAAAAUAUUACCUGCUGUUUUUCUUGUUAGAGUUUAUAGGUGACUGGGAUUUUAAAAAAGAAAAGUUAGAAACAGCAGGAAUCAAAUUGAGUUAGCAAAGUCAAGCCACCUGUUACUCAUACACAAAGGAAAAGAGAAGGUGGCCCCACUGAGCUCCAGGCAGGGCCAGGCAGGAAAAGGCCAGCCCUCCAAGAGCUCACUCACUCCUGCAUUUAACUGUUCCUGACAUGUUUUGGAUCCAACGAGGUUGAGAGAAAGGCAAAAGGUGGUCUCCUGCUCCUACAUCUAACCACUAACAAAGACGCCUUAAGAGAAUGUGAGAGUGUAUUUCUAGCCUCACUGAAGAAGACUGUGAGGAUCUCUCGCUCUGCACUGGCUUCACCAACUACUGCAAUUCUAAGGAAUGUCCUGUUUGAUCGGUACCUGCUCAGUGCAGGCCUGUCUGUCUCCAUGUUAGGGGAGAUCACAGGGCCUCCCAAGGAGCAGAAUCUCCUGAUUUUUAAAGGAUAGGGCCCAAUGACUAGUGGAACCCUCGGCACGACACUGUUAUCCUGGUAAGUACAUGUUUUUACAUACUUAGAAAGACUCCGGAGUGACAGAUGAGUAGAACCAACACCUACCAGAUGUCCUCUGACUCCAACAUGCACACCAUAGCAUGCAAUGCUCAGAGGGGCAGGGAGGGGUUGCUAAUAAAUAAACAGAGCUGAGGCAGGCUCCCAAGCCAAGCUGCACUAGAGCAUCCCAGCAAUUCACAAAGUUCCACCCCGUUUGACUCAGUGGAAGAAAACUGGCAAACAGAAGUUAGAAUUGUGUGAGCUCUCCCAACUCUUCAACAAAGAGACUUAAGUACACAGGGAAGAUGUGUACAUAGGCAAAGCAGGAAGAGUCUUGAGAGAUGAAGUAACAAAAUGGGGGCUAUGUGGGUGAGGUGGGGCAAAAGCCAGAGAGAAGGAGCUGCUACAGUGUUUCAUUUUCCAGAGAAACUGGUCACCAAAGUGGCUAACAAAGGAGAAUGUCUCUUCACCUGUUCAAAAUGCCCAUGUUACUGUAAGAAGAACAACACAAGGCGGCUGCUCCCCAGGAAGGGCUGGGGGGGGGGCUCUUCUGAGGUCAGAAUGCCUGUCUGGAAAGAAGUUUCCCUUAGAAGUCAUUUCUGUUGCCCAUGUCAGCCCACACUAACUGUCUGUAUUUAGAUUUUUAGCCCAUGUAGCAGAACCUAUCUGUAAGUGGUCUUUCUUUUCAUCAAUCUGGUGGAAUUAAGGAUCCCACAAUGGAGAGAAUACAGUUUCUAACCGAUCUCUCUUCGGAGGAGUGCUUCUAUUUAUGAAUACCCAACCCUCAUCCUCUUCCUGAAAAAUCUGUUACUAAUUAUUCAGUAGGAAGGUAAACACUUGACAGAAACAUUGAGGGGGAUAAAAAUCUCCCAGACAACUUUUUUCCUAAUAGCUUUUCUCCCCUUUUUGUAAAUUGUUUAUUUAUCGUUUGUGUGCAUUGAUGUUUCGCCUGCAUGUAUGUCUAUGUGAGGGUUCAGGUUCCCUGAAGGUGGAAACACAAAUGAUUGUGAACUGGACUUCUAUGUGGGUACUGGGAAUGGGCCCUCUGGAAGAGCAGCCAAUGCUCUUAACCAUUGAGCCAUCUCCCCAGCCCAACAAGAGCUUUUCAUAACACAUGAAACUCUCCAUGCUCAGGAAGAAAAACUGUGGAGGAUACACAGGUAUUCAGAUAGCCAGGAGGAGUGCAGGGCACACAGACUGGAGGAGGGAGAGGGAGGUGGGUAGGAUGGGAAAGGGGAACUGAACACAUGGCAGCCAGUCACAUCAGACCAGUCCCCCUUCCUUUAGAAAAUACUCAAGCCUCUUACCAUAGAAAGCUUCCCCCAGGAGGUCUGGUGUCAGUAGAAGGGGGGGAGGGAGGGGGAGAGAGAGAGAGCCUGUACCCUUGUUUCAAAUAUUCUGCUAAUAUGUUUUUUGUUUCCUGUUGUCCGGCCAGUCGCCCCAAGCCUUUUGGGUUUGCACCGAAAGGCUGGGUUGACAGCUCCUGGGAACUCAUUCUGUUCCCAGAUUGCAAAGGCCAGAUGGUAAGACAUGGAGGGAGUGUAACCUUCCAGGGUAUCGGAGAUGACCAAAUAAAGUGCUGUAAGGAGUGGAGAAGAUGCCAGUGUGAAUACUGCUGUCCAAAGAGAUUCGAGCCCCACAGACGAGGAACCAUAUGGUGUGAACAACCAGCUCCUUCCUCUUCUCAUCAGCAUCAGCAUCAGCAGCAGCAGCAGCAGCAGCCACCACCGCCGCCGCCUCCACCACGAAGUCAAGAUGCUCAAGUAAGGGGUGACCAAAGAAUGGAAAGUGAAAUUGAUGCCCAGACCAUAUGUUAUGAAGAGCCAUUCCUUUUCAGAAGACUGGAGUCCCUGAUAAGGAGGAACCAAGACGGGAUAGUAAUAAAGCAGAAUGAAGAUGGCUUUCUGAUAAAGAAGGCAGAGGAAGGCAAAAAGAAAAAGAAAACAUCCAGGAGGGCAUCAGCACACCCAGAAACAGAUUCUGAUUCCAGCGCUCCACAGACCGGAGAGGCUCCUUUCGAAAGUAAACCACCCGAAGAACAACCAGAGGGAGAAGAGAAGAAACGCAAGAAAGAAAAGAAGAAAAAGAAGAAAAAAGACAAAGACGGCUGAGAAAGGAGGAGGAGGACAGGGCAAAACAUGGCCUCCAAUGUGAUCUCCCCAUCAGAUACAAGCCGCAUCUGCCCUCACCCCGGUGCAUCAUGGUUAUAAAAUCCAAUCCCUCUAGACAUCUUCAUUUUCUGCUGCUCAGAAGGUUGCCUUUAUCACACCUCCCUGCCACAUCUUCAUCUUCCAAAUUUUGCUUUAUUAGUCAACAUAUAUAAUCCAAUUAAGAAAGACGGUGUUAUCUGAAAUAAAAUGUCUUUAGUAAAUAUCUAA
This is a messenger RNA of Mus musculus (house mouse), 4130 nucleotides long. It is a transcript of the gene Tsbp1, whose product is annotated as testis expressed basic protein 1. The transcript is spliced from 11 exons. The record is from RefSeq and is a predicted model, not a curated record. Bases 3000 to 3863 code for a protein of 287 amino acids. Lineage: Eukaryota; Metazoa; Chordata; Mammalia; Rodentia; Muridae.